GUUUAUUAUUGAAACACAAUGCAUUCAAUGAGUUGUUGCAUCAAUUGACUGAAUCAUUUUCUUUUCUUUAAAAGGAAAAUGUCUAAUAACAGCUCUGUUGCUGUUGGCUCUUUCCAGCAGCAGAUAAGCUUCCGUGUUUUGCUCGUUCAGAUUUUGGUGGCUAUUUUUCUGUGCAUCAACAUGUUGCUCAUUGUGACGUUCUUCAAGAAGGAGUGCUUCCACACCAGCACUCGGUAUAUUUUAUUUGCUGUGAUGUUGAUGUCGGACAGUUUUGUGCUAAUCCUAUCUAAUGUUUUGGUAAUUAUCAACUUUCUUCAGUUCACCAUACAGGUGUGGUUGUGUACCGUCAUUUCCAUUGUCACGUUGCUCUAUGUUGCGGUCACACCUGUGACUCUGACAGCUAUGACUCUGGAGCGUUACGUGGCCAUUUGCCUGCCACUGCGGCACGCAGAGCUCUGCUCCACACGCAGGUCAAUGCACUGCAUCCUCGUCAUUCACGGUAUCAGCUCCGUUCCCUCCAUGUUGAAUCUCUCCAUAUUCUUUGCAACGGCGUCGUUGGGCCUUUACGAACAAAGGGCGUUGUGUUCAGUGGAGAUAUUUAUUUUACAACCGUGGCAACGUCACUUUAGGUCUGCCAUAAGUCAACUUUACUUUUUCAUCAUGUGCAUCAUCUUAGUUUUCUGCUAUAUUCAGAUUGUCAAAGUGGCCAAAGCUGCAUCUGGAGAGAAUAAACAAUCGACACAGAAAGGAAUGAGAACCGUGAUUCUUCACGCCUUCCAGCUGUUGCUCUGCCUCAUCCUGCUAUGGAACCCGUUCACUGAAGCUGCUGCGCUUAAAGUUGAUGUUAAUUUAUUUUUGAAUAUCCGAUAUUUUAAUUACAUAGUAUUUAGCCUCGCACCGAGAUGUCUGAGUCCUCUGAUUUAUGGGCUCAGGGAUGAAAUGUUUUUUCUUGCACUUAAAAAUUAUAUUUGCUUCUGUUUUCGUAAAAGAUUCACAGUCUGAGUUAAAUUACCUAGAAGUACAGAAAAGAUUGAAUUAUAUUAUUAUUAUUACUAUUACGCUCUGUGGUUUUGCUUUUAUUUUUAUGCAUAAUUUGUUCUAAAUUGUAAGAAAUUAACAAAAGUUUUAAAUUAUAAUUACAUUCCUAAAUCUUUUCUCCCAUGAGUUGCUUGCAUGUUUCUAAAUAAUUGUUUUCCAAUCAGUUCAUGCAGUUCUACAUUUUGAAAUACGACGACAGUGCAGCUCUGUACAAUUAUUCCAGCACAAUAGGCAAGUCUAUUAUUUAUUACUUCUGCUGCUAAAAUAAGAAAACAAUUAUCUCUGGCUUCAUGAUAGAUGGACUUUAAAUUGCAGAAACAGCAUGAAAGGGAAUGUACUGCAACCUUUUUUAAAACUUUAUAUUCCUUUAUCUCAGUAAACCUUGACACAAACCUUGCAGAUUAGAGCCAUGAUCUCGCUCUAAUCUGCCAGAUCAUGAUAAAGUUCACUCUCUCUUUUUAAAAAUCAUUGUGACAUCUGUAAUACAAUUAGAAUUUUUACAGAAAUAAAAAUAAACUCGGAAUCAAAAACUUUUCAAUCGAAUAGUCUGUUUUGCGAGUUCUCAUUAGCUCAGUUAUGUCUCAACCUUUGCUUUAUAAACAAGAUCAAAUCAUCACAGCUUUGGGAAAAUGUGAAAAGGCAACACAAAUCUUUGAAAAAAAAAUCCCCACAAAAG
This is a messenger RNA of Xiphophorus hellerii (green swordtail), 1714 nucleotides long. Its product is annotated as odorant receptor 131-2-like. Gene Ontology annotation, cellular component: membrane. NCBI's taxonomy places the organism in Eukaryota, Metazoa, Chordata, Actinopteri, Cyprinodontiformes, Poeciliidae. The transcript has a single exon. Gene Ontology annotation, molecular function: G protein-coupled receptor activity; odorant binding; olfactory receptor activity. Gene Ontology annotation, biological process: G protein-coupled receptor signaling pathway; detection of chemical stimulus involved in sensory perception of smell. The record is from RefSeq and is a predicted model, not a curated record. The coding region runs from base 79 to 1002 and encodes 307 amino acids.